Molecule: messenger RNA, 2544 nt
Organism: Bufo gargarizans (Asiatic toad)
Lineage: Eukaryota; Metazoa; Chordata; Amphibia; Anura; Bufonidae
Exons: 2
Coding region: 1241-2329 (362 amino acids)
Source: RefSeq, a predicted model, not a curated record
UAUACAGGGAGCAGGGACACUAUACAUGGGGCAGCAGGACAGUAUGCAGAGAAUACGGGGGGCAGGGACACUAUACGGGGAGCAGGGACACUAUACAGGGGGCUGCAGGACAGUAUGCAGAGAAUACAGGGGGCAGGGACAGUAUACAGUUAGCAGCAGGACAGUACACAGGAGACAGGGACAGGCUAUAGAUUGUACAGGGGGCUGCAGGACAGUAUGCAGAGAAUACAGGGGGCAGGGACAAUACUGUAUACAGCUAGCAGCAGGACAGUAUAUAGGAGGCAGGGACAGUCUACAGAUUAGACGGGGCAGGGACAGUAUACAGGGGGCAGCACACAGACUAUACAGGUAGCCGCAGGACAGUAUGGACAGUAUACAGGUAGCAGCAGGACAGUAUACAGGGGCAGCCUACAGACUAUACAGGUAGCCACAGGACAGUAUGCAGAGUAUACAGGUAGCAGCAGGACAGUCUCCAGAGUAUACAGCGGGCAGCAGGACAGUAUACAGGGGGCAGCACAAAGACUAUACAGGUAGCCACAGGACAGUAUGCACAGUAUACAGAUAGCAGCAGGACAGUCUCCAGAGUAUACAGCGGGCAGCAGGACAGUAUACAGGGGACAGCACACAGACUAUACAGGUAGCCGCAGGACAGUAUGCACAGUAUACAGGUAGCAGCAGGACAGUAUACAUUUAGCAGCAGGACAGUCUACAGAGUAUACAGUGGGCAGGGACACUAUACAGUGGGCAGCACACAGACUGUACAGGUAGCCGCAGGACAAUAUGCAGAGUAUAUAGGGGCAGAGACAGUAUACAGGUAGUAGCAGGACAGUCUCCAGAGUAUACAGCGGGCAUCAGGACAGUAUACGGGAAGCAGGGAAAGUAUACAGCGGGCAGCAGGACAGUGUAUGGGAGGCAGGGACAAUAUACAGGUAGCAGCAGGACAGUCUCCAGAGUAUACAGGGGGCAGCACAAAGACUAUACAGGUAGCCGCAGGACAGUAUGAACAGUAUACAGGUAGCUGCAGGACAUUAUACAGGAAGCAGGGACACUAUACAAGUGGCAGCAGGACAGCAUACAGAGUAUACAGGCAGCAGGGACACGAUACAGGUGGCAGUAUACAGGACACAAUACAGGCGGCAGGGACAUUAUACAGGCGGCAGCAGGACAAUAUACAUAGUAUACCGCCCACAGGGACACAGUACAGGCGGCAGGGACUCUAUACAGGUGGCAGCAGGACUGUAUGCAGGCAGCAGGACUGUAUACAGACGGCAGGGACACUUUACAGGCAGCAGGACUGUAUACAGAAUAUACAGGCAGGAUGGAUACUGUACAGACAGCAGGACUGUAUACAGGCAACAAGGUCACUAUACAGGGGGCAGGAAAACUACAGCAGGGUGACUAUACAGGCGGGACACUAAACACGCAACAGGGACACUUCAGUAGGCACACUAUACAAGCGACAGUAUACAGGUGUCAGGGACUCUACACUAUACAGAUGGCACACUAUAGCAGAGACACUGUACAGGCGGCAGAUACUCUAUAUGCGGCGCACUAUAUAGUAGGGACACUAUACAGGCAGCAGGUACUCAUACAGACACUCUAUAUAGUAGGGACAAUAUACAGGCAGCAGGUACUCAUACAGACACACUAUACCGCAGGGACACUAUACAGGCAGCAGGUACUCAUACAGACACCCUAUACAGCAGGGACACUAUACAGGCAGCAGGUACUCAUACAGACACACUAUAUAGUAGGGACACUAUACAGGCAGCAGGUACUCAUACAGACGCACUAUACAGCAGGGACACUAUACAGGCAGCAGGUACUCAUACAGACACUCUAUAUAGUAGGGACACUAUACAGGCAGCAGGUACUCAUACAGACACUCUAUAUAGUAGGGACACAAUACAGGCAGCAGGUACUCAUACAGACACACUAUACAGCAGGGACACUAUACUGGCAGCAGGUACUCAUACAGACACACUAUACAGCAGGCAUACUAUACAGGCAGCAGGUACUAAUACAGAAACACUGUACAGCAGGUAUACUAUACAGGCAGCAGGUACUCAUACAGACACACUAUACAGUAGGGACACUAUACAGGCAGCAUGUACUCUAUACAGACACACUGUACAGCAGGGACACUAUACAGGCAGCAGGUACUCAUACAGACACACUAUACAGCAGGGACACUAUACUGGCAGCAGGUACUCAUACAGACACACUAUACAGCAGGGAUACUAUACAGGCAGCAGGUACUAAUACAGAAACUGUACAGCAGGUAUACUAUACAGGCAGCAGGUACUCAUACAGACACACUAUACAGUAGGGACACUAUACAGGCAGCAUGUACUCUAUACAGACACACUGUACAGCAGGGACACUAUACAGGCAGCAGCAGGUACUCUAUACAGACAGCGCACUGUACAGUAGGGACACUAUACAGGCAGCAUGUACUCUAUACAGACACACUGUACAGCAGGGACACUAUACAGGCAGCAGCAGGUACUCUAUACAGACAGCGCACUGUACAGCAGGGACACU